GGGGUGACGCGUCAUCUCGCCAUACCACGACCAUGACAAUCACAGAAUUCGCAGAACUGCAGUUCCACUCAGCCGAUUUUCUUUCCCAGCCUUCUUUGCGCGACCUCCUUCUGCGUCUACGUACGAACCAAGGCGCUUGGUCCGGGUUUCCCGUGUAUUUCUACACGAAGGACUCUGAAAGUGUAUUAUAUUUGAUCUCUGGAUGGCAAAGCGUCCCGGCGCACGAAGAGUGGAUCGCAAGCGAUGAGAAUCAGACGCUUUUGAAGCUGUUUGAGCCCCAUGUUCAGAUCACGGAUUUCGUGCAUCUGGAUGUAGAGUUUGAGGGUAUACUGAGUGCCGGGGAGGAGAGGUUGAGGUUUUGGAAAGAUGUAGCUGGGAACAUCGAUGAGAAGCAAUGGGAAGUUGUUGGAAAGGACGUUGAGGGGAAGAAAACCGAGGGAGAAAGAUAUUGCUUUUCUCAUGCCUGGUCAGACGAGUUAAGCGAAGAGGAUAUUAUUCAGAAAGUCUCAUUGUAGAUAUAGAUGCAAAAAUAAUCGAAAGUCUGAUCACUGAAGACGAAGUAUACUACAGCCACAAUACACUUAAUACUUGAAAGGACUCUACAUACAUUUUGACGACCAAGAAAUGUUUGAUUAGUCCCGACGAUCAAGCCAACGCAAGACCCAUAAUCAUUGCAACGCCCGCCCAUAACCCAGAUGCACUAAGACCUGUCGCUGCACUGGACGACCCAGAACCUGAUGCACUGCUCGAUGGACUAGCAGUACCACUACCUCCGGUUGUCGCCGCCGGCGCCGUAGCACUCGCUGC
Molecule: messenger RNA, 807 nt
Organism: Desarmillaria tabescens
Lineage: Eukaryota; Fungi; Basidiomycota; Agaricomycetes; Agaricales; Physalacriaceae
Exons: 1
Coding region: 33-515 (160 amino acids)
Source: RefSeq, a predicted model, not a curated record